Messenger RNA from Octodon degus (degu), 2057 nucleotides. RefSeq names its product acyl-CoA dehydrogenase medium chain (gene Acadm). The coding region runs from base 92 to 1357 and encodes 421 amino acids. Gene Ontology annotation, molecular function: medium-chain fatty acyl-CoA dehydrogenase activity; flavin adenine dinucleotide binding. Gene Ontology annotation, biological process: fatty acid beta-oxidation; medium-chain fatty acid catabolic process. The transcript is spliced from 12 exons. Gene Ontology annotation, cellular component: mitochondrion. Lineage: Eukaryota; Metazoa; Chordata; Mammalia; Rodentia; Octodontidae. The record is from RefSeq and is a predicted model, not a curated record.
GUGGGCGGGGUCCUGGAGGUCUGGGUUCCUGCGCGCGCGGAGGCUCUCGAGGGUCCGCUGAGCAGUGCGGCCGGCUCGAGCUCCAGUCAACAUGGCAGCGGUGCUGAGGCGGAGCUGCGCGGUCCUAAGAAAUAUUUCUCAUUUUGAGUGGAGAGCACAGCAUACAAAGCCUGCUCACAAACGUGAACCAGGAUUGGGAUUUAGUUUUGAGUUAACUGAACAACAGAAAGAAUUUCAAGCUACUGCUCGUAAAUUUGCCAGGGAAGAAGUAAUCCCAGUUGCUGCAGAAUAUGAUAAAACUGGUGAAUACCCUUUGCCCCUAAUUAAGAGAGCCUGGGAGCUUGGUUUAAUGAAUGCACACAUUCCAGAGAGUUGUGGAGGUCUUGGACUUGGAACUUUUGAUGCAUGCUUAAUUACUGAAGAAUUGGCGUAUGGAUGUACAGGGUUUCAGACUGCUGUUGAAGCAAAUUCUUUGGGGCAAAUGCCUGUUAUUAUUGCUGGAAAUGAUCAACAACGAAAGAAGUAUUUGGGAAGGAUGACUGAGGAACCAAUAAUGUGUGCCUACUGUGUAACAGAACCUGGAGCAGGCUCUGAUGUAGCUGGCAUAAAGACAAAAGCAGAAAAAAAAGGAGAUGAGUACAUUAUUAAUGGUCAGAAGAUGUGGAUAACUAAUGGAGGAAAAGCUAAUUGGUACUUUUUAUUGGCACGUUCUGAUCCAGAUCCCAAAACUCCUGCAAGUAAAGCUUUUACUGGAUUUAUUGUGGAAGCAAGUAGCCCGGGAAUACAGAUUGGAAAAAAGGAAUUAAACAUGGGCCAGCGAUGUUCAGAUACCAGAGGAAUUGUCUUUGAAGAUGUGAAAGUGCCUAAAGAAAAUGUUUUAAUUGGUGAAGGAGCUGGUUUCAAAAUUGCAAUGGGAGCUUUUGAUAGAACUAGACCUACAGUUGCAGCUGGUGCUGUUGGAUUAGCACAAAGAGCUUUGGAUGAAGCUACCAAGUAUGCCCUAGAAAGGAAAACUUUUGGAAAGCUGCUUGUGGAGCACCAAGGAGUGUCGUUUUUGCUGGCAGAAAUGGCAAUGAAAGUUGAGCUAGCCAGACUAAGUUACCAGAGAGCAGCUUGGGAAGUUGACUCUGGUCGCCGAAAUACCUUUUACGCCUCUAUUGCAAAGGCAUUUGCUGGAGAUAUUGCAAAUCAAACAGCAUCUGAUGCUGUGCAGAUUUUUGGAGGCUAUGGAUUUAAUUCAGAAUAUCCAGUAGAAAAACUAAUGAGGGAUGCCAAGAUCUAUCAGAUUUAUGAAGGUACUGCACAAAUUCAAAGGCUUAUUAUAGCCCGUGAGCAUAUUGGCAAAUAUAAAAGUUAGAGAUUGCAAAACAUGAUGAUUGAUUAUAAACAGUGGAGAAUGCCAAACAUACAUAAUUCUUGAAAAAUUAGCACCUGAGGGACUACGUGAGCUUCAGAAAGAGAAAAGGCUUCAACACUGUUCCAAUGCCUACAUAAAUCUAUGCAGUUGAUUCUGAUAGUAGUUUGUACUUUUACACAAACACAGUGAUUUUCCUUUUUCAAAACAGAUUCGGUUUCAUUAAAAGUAUGUCUUUAAUACCACUAUCCUUGAAUGAUACUAACUUAAAAAAAAUAAUUCUAUCAUUUGUGUCUCUUAAGAUCGCAGUUAUAUCUUAGAAUUCUGAUGUUUCUAGUGGCAGAAAAGUGAGCUCAUCUAGAAUUCAAAGAAUGUUCCAAAAUUCAGUGAGAAAACGUAGAUUUUGGAUGCUAUCAAAUAACUUGCCAAAGACUUUGUAGACUUAAUGAUAUUAUUGUAUCAAAGGAAUGUAUUUUAUAAUUUGGAAUGAAUUUUUUUUAGUUUUACACAAUAAAAGAAUUUUUGAAAAUUGUAGUGUUGAGUCUACAUUUCAUUUGCCUUAUUUUCAAAUACUAAUUUAUUUUCAACACUACUUGCCUUAAAUUGUUUUUAUAUGACUGUUGGUCUCUGGAUAACCUUUGGUCUAUUGUAUAUAAUAGACUUUUUCAUUCUGAAAAGGAACUUAAAUUAUGUCACUGCUUAA